Nothoprocta perdicaria is the source of this 3091-nucleotide messenger RNA. It is a transcript of the gene CNST, whose product is annotated as consortin, connexin sorting protein. The coding region runs from base 275 to 2440 and encodes 721 amino acids. Gene Ontology annotation, molecular function: connexin binding. Lineage: Eukaryota; Metazoa; Chordata; Aves; Tinamiformes; Tinamidae. Gene Ontology annotation, biological process: positive regulation of Golgi to plasma membrane protein transport. The transcript is spliced from 12 exons. The record is from RefSeq and is a predicted model, not a curated record. Gene Ontology annotation, cellular component: transport vesicle; trans-Golgi network; plasma membrane.
CGUCCCUUAACAAGCAGCCGCUUUCAAGGCGUCUUAAAAAUGCAUCCAAGUCGGGUGAAGCUUGGAAUGACUCGAGCUCUUCUCCCCCGCUGUGGUUUUAACACGGUCAGUGGCAGAAGAAGAGCCUAUCAGAUAUUUGUAUACUGAAUCUUACAAGCAUAAAGAACUACCUCUUUCAUACCUGGUCGUCACCCUUUAAGAACUGUUAAAGCCUUAGGAAGAUGGUCAAAAAAUAUUUGAAGAAAGAUUAAAUGGUUCGCCAAGUAACGCUCUAAUGGAUGACAGAGAAUUUCCACCAAAUGAUCUACGAAUAGACUCAAAGGACAGUCUGUCUGCUGACUGUAGGGUGGAAGGUUUGGCAUCUCAUUUGGUAUCUUCAUCUGAUGAAAAUGAGAAUCAACUUGACCGUGAUGGGAAUGAGGUUUUAACUAGUAGUGACACUGCUAUGGGAAGACAGAAUGAGGGUGAGCAGGACAGCAUCAAUAACAAUGAAAAUACGGACAGUGGAGGCUGUGCCCCAAGCUGUAAGGAAAGCGAGACUGAGAGGAGAUCUGUAAGUGUCCAUGUGGAGCCCCAGCUGGAGAAAAAGCCAGCUACGGAAAAACAGGCGGGUGGAAAAAGAAGCCCAAGAAGCAAAAGAGGCUCCAGUAAAAAAUCUAAAGGAGCUCCUUCAGUGGGAACCACAGCAGUUAAGGAGGAAAACACUCUUGUUCCAGACCCUGUGUGUGCUGAAGGUGCCCAUGAGGCAAAUGAAGACUCUUGUCAGCAAGAACAAAAGCAAACAUUGCCGUCCCUCUUCUCUUUGCUCCGUGAAGAGGUUGAGCAGAUGGAUUCAAAGAUACUGCCUCUGUGCCUCCAUCAGAUAGCUGAGACCUAUUUUCAAGAGGAAGAAUACGAGAAGGCCAUGAAAUUCAUCCAGCUCGAACGGCUGUACCAUGAGCAGCUGCUUGCAAAUCUUUCUUCCAUACAGGAGCAGUGGGAAAGAAAAUGGAAAGCAACAGUUCCCGGUCCAGUUACAGCAGUGAGGAAUUCAGCUAAAGAGCUGAGCAGUGAAGAGUUGGAAAAGCUUACCAGAGUUUGUUCUUCACAUCAACAGCCACUUGCAUGCAAACAUAAGCUAGUAGCUGCAGAAAAUACAUGGGAAAGCAGUCGUUUCCUCCAGUUAACGGGAUCCGAACGUUUAAAGGAAAGAGAAACUGCAGCUUUUAAAUCAGGUACGGAAACUUUUCCUGGCGGGGGACCAGAGGAGGAAGACACGCUACCACGCGCCGGCUCCCAAGGCGAAGGGAGAACGGAGACGCCGCCAGAGGCAGCGAGUCCGCAGGCAGCUGCAGGAAAGGCCCACAUGGAGGAGCAGGAGCAGCACCACAGCAUGGAGCCGGCGCUGGAGCUGCACGCCCAGGCCACUGGGAGAGGGGGCAGGCCGCCUCCGGACUGCUUAUCCUCUGGGGAUGCUGGUAAAGAUAACAGGCUGCAGCCGAGGGAGAGGCAGCUCUCUAAGGAUGUGGGGAAAAUAGAGGAGGCAGCUGGGGAGCCCGGGGUUAAGCUCUCUGUGGAGCCAAUGGUCGAUACUUUGUCUUUAACAGAUGCUGAUUAUUUGCCUCCUGAUUUGCUUUCUGCUGGUGAAGAUGUGCAAGCUGAUAGAAAUCUGCUCACAUCAAAACAUGUUGCUGGCUCUGCGGAGACUGCUGGUGGCCAGCUAGGAAACAGUGAUUUAAACCAACAGCAGAAACAGCUUGAUGAUGAUGGAAAAUCUCCACAGGACAGAACUGCAUCAAACAUGUGCCCUGGAAAUAAUCAAGUGUCUGAGCAGGAGAGUACUUCCCAUUCGCGAGUAUGCAAGGAAAUGCAGAAUGCAGCAGGACGGGAGGAGGAGAAGGUAAAUCAUGAAGAACAAGAAGAUUUAUUUCUCAGAUUUUUAAAUGGCAACAUUAUAGACUCUGAAGAAUCAUUUGCAGACUUAACAAACGAAGAAGACUUUGACACUGUUCCAGAUAUUUCACCUGAACGAGCAUCUUACAGUUCACUGGAGGCUUUAUCGUUAGAUGACAGCUUUUCCUCCCUCGAUGAACUUGCAAGAAGGAUAGAGAUUGCUGAGAUUGCUCCAGCGGAAGGUUUGGUGUCUAUACUAAAGAAGAGAGAUGACAGGGAAGGAAAAACAAUUGCUCAAGUUCAGCAGAGACAAACAAAGAGAAGAGUGCGAUUCCAAGAAAUGGAAGACACAUUAGAUCAAGACGAAGCGGCUGGCGGCUCCUGCAUUUUGCUGGUCCUGCUGUGCAUAGCGACUGUUUUCCUUAGCAUUGGAGGCACUGCCUUGUACUGCACUUUUGGUGACAUGGAAUCCCCCAUGUGCAAGGAUUUUGCAGCCAACGUGGACUUCUAUUAUACACAGAUAUUGCAGCGUAUGGAAGAACUUAAGCACUGGAUAGCCUUCUCAUAGCUGCAGUGGGCAGAGACACGCUAAGAGCUCACCAAUGAUUCCAGCGAUUACUGGUAAAAGAAAAAGAGUGACUUCAAGUUCUCUGUAACACUUGCCACCUUCAGCCGAUGUAUAUCUGGUGAUGUACUCAUACUUCUACUUAUUAAUCAAGAAAAGUCCUAGUUUAGCAAUCAGGUGGCAAAAUGUUCCCAUCCUAAGCUGUAGCAGUGUGGUAUGGGAGAGCAAAAAGUCGUUCUCAUCACCAUUUUGAGCAGCUUUUCAACAUCUUGAGCAAGUGAAGAAGAAAGAAGAAAACUGACUCUCUUCUCUAUCUGCUCUCCCAUUGCCACACAUUGUGUAAGCAAUCUCUGGAAGCUUAGUGAAAGGACAUCUUUGAUUUACAGCUGUUUGUGCAAAGGUGUUGCCUCCAGCUAUCAUGCAAUAAGUCUGUGUUUUAUGAAAGCAUUAUUUUUCUUCUAAGUCAUACUGUUUUUCUCCAUUUUAAUUCUCCUGGUGAGCCAUGUAAUAAUUUGGGUGGAGUGAGAAGAGUGCAACGACAUUCACGGAGCCCUCAUUCUGGGAUAAAGAGGCUGACUAUGUAUCUUAUAACUUAUGGUGAAUAUCAUGAGUGGGAUAAAUCUGCUGGCAGAUUUCACUAGAUUUCCUGGAACU